GAAGUGACGGCUGACCCGGAAGUGGCGGCGCAGGGCGAUGGCGGAGAAGUUCGACUCGCUGGAGGAGCAGCUGGAGAAGUUCGUGGAGAACAUCCGGCAGCUCGGCAUCAUCGUCAGCGACUUCCAGCCCAGCAGCCAGGCCGGGCUCAACCAGAAGCUGAAUUUUAUGGUUACAGGCUUGCAAGAUAUUGACAAGUGCCGACAGCAACUUCAUGAUAUAAGUGUACCUUUAGAGGUUUUUGAAUACAUAGAUCAAGGCCGUAAUCCCCAGCUUUACACUAAAGAGUGUUUGGAAAGGGCUUUGGCUAAAAAUGAACAAGUAAAAGGCAAAAUUGACACAAUGAAGAAAUUUAAAAGCCUAUUGAUUCAAGAGCUGACUAAAGUCUUCCCAGAGGACAUGGCCAAGUACAAAGCUAUUCGAGGAGAAGAACCUCCUCCUUAAGACUGCCUUUGGUAUGUUUUAAGAUGCCUAAUGUUUUCAUGGAACUGAUCAUCUCCUGUUGUGAAAAUGUUGAGCUCACUGGACCGAGGAAGAACUUAAGUCUUCCUCCUAGGUGUGUUCAUGUAUGUCGUGGUUAUGGGCUGUGAGGGAGCCUGAUUACAACUCACUGUUGUUGUUUCUUUUUAAUUUAUUUCUUUUUUUCUUUUGGAAGCCAUAAUGUUUUCCUACAGACUUUUAUGUGUCUAAAGAUUGUAUUUGCUAAUGUGUUCUUUCUGCAAAAGUUGUUUGGGGCAUAAAUGUGACUUGCAAGCUAUUAUGCAUCAUUUCCCACAAAGUACACUUCUAGUAUGAAAGAAUAUCUGGAAUGAUCAAGUGCCAGACUGUGGAUAAAUGCACUUCUUUUGGAAGCUACUUGUACUUGAUUAUUAAAAUAGACUACAGCCUAUCUCAUGGGGGAAGUAAGAAUUGACUGCUAUUAACUAAGCUGUUCCUGACAGUUUAUAAAAGCAUGAUUGGACAGGACUCUUCUCUUUUUACUAAAUUUCUGCUGAAAUGGAAAUCCAUUGCCAGGUGCUGUACUUCCAUGUAACUUUGUCAACCACAACCAAAAAGUCCCCUUCAGUCCUGUGAAUUGAAGAACAGGUGACUGAGGAUGGGAAGAAUUGAAUUUUCAAGGAUGGCCUCCCUCCCAGCAGUGCUUUAUAUUUUGUACAGCAUUUGAUGGAGAACAAAUCUUUUAUUAAGUGUAUUGCAUUUUCUUUAGGCAAAAUAUAUAAUAAACACUUUGAAGUGAAUUUUGUAGCU
Messenger RNA from Chelonoidis abingdonii (Abingdon island giant tortoise), 1246 nucleotides. It is a transcript of the gene MED10, whose product is annotated as mediator complex subunit 10. Gene Ontology annotation, biological process: regulation of transcription by RNA polymerase II. Gene Ontology annotation, cellular component: mediator complex. Lineage: Eukaryota; Metazoa; Chordata; Testudines; Testudinidae. Gene Ontology annotation, molecular function: transcription coregulator activity. The record is from RefSeq and is a predicted model, not a curated record.